AUGAAAUUCUCAGUCUUUUUUGUUGUGGCUGCCGCGGUCUGCUCUGGGUUCACUGAUGAGCACCGCCAUGACCAUCCCGAGCAGAUGCCUUUUGAUUACGUCAAAUUCCCUUACGAGCAGCCCUUAUAUCGAACAAGCACUGGGGAAGUGACGGCAGACGCUAUCUUUUCUGGUAUAACGACAUUCGCCAAGCUUCCUUGGGUGCAAUGUCUAAACAGACAACACGAUGUCCCGGUGGAUAUUGCUUUCUUAGGCGCGCCAUUUGAUACUGGAACUAGCUAUAGGCCUGGAGCACGAUUCGGUCCUUCUGGUAUCCGGGCCGGCUCUCGUCGUCUCAACCUCUAUGGAGGCUACAACGUUCCCCUCGAAGCCAAUCCAUUCAAGUCCGGUCAACGCAUCGUUGACUGUGGCGAUAUUCCCGUGUCCCCGUAUGAUAGUGCGUACGCCGUAAAACAAAUCGAAGCAAGCCACAGGUCUAUCCUCCAGCGAACUGCGUUCUCACCCAUGGCGAACGACUCUGAGACCGGGGAAGCUCUUGAAGCGAUUGCUCUGGAUGGUAAAAAUCAUCCUCGAAUUAUCACACUUGGUGGAGAUCACACGAUAACUCUUCCCCUUUUGCGCUCUAUCAAUUCUGUUUAUGGUCCUAUUUCUGUUAUACAUUUUGACUCUCACCUUGACACCUGGAAACCCAAAGUAUUUGGGGGAGCGCCAUCCGAUACUGCCGCAGUCAAUCAUGGAACGUACUUCUGGCAUGCUUCUCAGGAAGGUCUCAUCAAGAACGGAUCGUCAAUUGCAAGUCACGGGGCUAUCCGGACGACGCUUUCUGGUCUGGAAGACUACGAAGUUGACGAUGAAGUUGGAUUCCAGCGCAUCGAGGCGCGGGAAAUUGAUACACUCGGUGUGAACGGUAUCAUCCAAAAGAUUCACGAGACCGUUGGUCAUCGUCCUGUUUACCUAUCCAUCGACAUUGACUCCAUCGAUCCCGCUUUCGCUCCUGCCACCGGUACACCGGAGACCGGCGGGUGGACUACUCGCGAGCUACGCGCAAUCCUAAGAGGUCUGGAUGGUCUCCAGAUCGUCUCCGCAGACCUUGUCGAGGUUGCUCCAGCGUAUGAUACAAAUGCAGAGCUCACGACGAUGGCUGCCGCUGAUGUUUUAUUCGAAGUGCUCACCGUGAUGACAAAGAAUCCUUUAGGUAAGGUCAAGUCCAGGACGGAAUGA
Messenger RNA from Lentinula edodes (shiitake mushroom), 1221 nucleotides. Its product is annotated as agmatinase. Bases 1 to 1221 code for a protein of 406 amino acids. Lineage: Eukaryota; Fungi; Basidiomycota; Agaricomycetes; Agaricales; Omphalotaceae. Gene Ontology annotation, molecular function: agmatinase activity; metal ion binding. The record is from RefSeq and is a predicted model, not a curated record. The transcript has 10 exons.